Phalacrocorax carbo (great cormorant) is the source of this 1238-nucleotide messenger RNA. The record is from RefSeq and is a predicted model, not a curated record. NCBI's taxonomy places the organism in Eukaryota, Metazoa, Chordata, Aves, Suliformes, Phalacrocoracidae.
CCAGUACAUCCCAGUAUGUCCCAGAACAACUAUAAAUGGGUGUUGCAGGUUGGGAAUCCCGGAUGCGAGGCUGUAGCAGAACUAAACCCCCCGCACCGUGGCGAGCGCCGUCACUCGCCCCGGGACCCCGGCACAGCCGUAACAGCCACAGAGCGCCGCCGGAGCGGUGCGCUGCCGGCGGCGUCCGGUGACCCGGAAGUGCUGUACGGGGCGGGGCUGCGGCGGACGAUGGCGGCGGAGGAGCCUCAGCAGAAGCCGGAGCCUCUCGGCGGCGACGCGGACGGGGUGAAUUGCCUGGCCUACGAUGAGGCUAUCAUGGCACAGCAGGACCGGAUCCAGCAGGAGAUCGCCGUGCAGAACCCACUGGUGUCGGAGCGGCUGGAGCUGGCCGUGCUUUACAAAGAGUACGCUGAGGACGACCACAUCUACCAGCAGAAGAUCAAGGACCUGCUCCAGAAAUAUUCCUACAUCCGGAAGACGCGGCCGGACGGGAACUGCUUCUACCGCGCCUUCGGCUUCGCCCACCUGGAGGCUCUGCUGGAGGACGGGCAGGAGCUGCAGCGGUUCAAGGAGGUCUCCGCCCGCAGCAAGGAGGAGCUGGUGGCGCAGGGCUUCACCGAGUUCACCAUUGAAGACUUCCACAACACGUUCAUGGAGCUGAUCGAGCGGGUGGAGCGCCGCGUGCCGCUGCCGGAGCUGCUGGCGGCCUUCAACGAGCCCAGCACCUCCGACUACCUGGUGGUGUACCUGCGCCUGCUGACCUCCGGCUGCCUCCAGCGCCACCGCCGCUUCUUCGAGCAGUUCCUGGAGGGCGGCCGCAGCAUCAAGGAGUUCUGCCAGCAGGAGGUGGAACCCAUGUGCAAGGAGAGCGACCACAUCCACAUCAUCGCCCUCGCACGAGCCUUGCACGUCUCGAUCCUGGUGGAAUACAUGGACCGGGGGGAGGGCGGCGCAACCAACCCCCACGUCUUCCCCGAGGGCUCCCAGCCCCGCGUCUGCCUCCUCUACCGCCCCGGCCACUACGACAUCCUCUACAAGUGAGCCCCCGCCUCGCACGAGGCCUCGCACGAGGCCGCCGGUGCCUCGCACAGGCCCGCGGCUUCCCAGGGUCGGGCCAGGGCUUCGCACGGGGCCCGCGGGUGCCUCGAGUGGCCUCCUGUCGCCUCGUGUGGCCUCGCACGGCCCCACGCGGGCCCUCGUGCGGCCGCGCACGAGUCCCCUCCUCCGCCCCCCCCCCC